This is a messenger RNA of Stereum hirsutum FP-91666 SS1, 837 nucleotides long. RefSeq lists its product as uncharacterized. The transcript has 5 exons. The record is from RefSeq and is a predicted model, not a curated record. Lineage: Eukaryota; Fungi; Basidiomycota; Agaricomycetes; Russulales; Stereaceae. Bases 1 to 837 code for a protein of 278 amino acids.
AUGGCGCGAAAUGUCACGGUUUGGGUUUGCGAGGGUGGGCGUUUAGAUGUCGUAUGUGUAAAGAGAGCGAGAGGAGGAGAGAGAUACGACUUCCGGCGAGAGUUCGGAGCGCUCGACUUCGGAACGUCGAAUGGGAAGUCGGAGGGAGAAGAUACGAAGAGUGGGACAGCGGCCGUUAAGGCAAGGAUCAAGGAUCAAGGAUCAAGAAUGGAUGCUAUGUUCGAGAUGAGACGAGGAAGGACGAGGCACGAAGAAUUCGAAGAGGUGUUCACGAAGCACUGUCAAUGGGAGCACCCGCACCCGUACGGAGUCUCGGACGAUCUUCGACUGUACGAUCCAUCCUUCCCACCUGAAUCACUUCGCAAAAAAAAAACCAUUGACAAGCCCACACGACCCAUUCCCAUUCCCACUACCACAUUGAUACGACCGGAAUAUUCGGGAUGGGGUAUAUGUAGUACGGGAUAUUCGGUCUUCAAUAUGGCAAUAAGGUCACCUCGGAUUACCCAUCGACAUUAUAAUACACACUCGGUCCGAACGAACGUGAGGAUAGGAAACGAUGAAAAUCCAGUGGGGGCGCUAGGGGAGGCUAGGGGAUUCAGAGCAUCAGAGGACUACACCAAUCACGCGCAGUCCCCGAAGCCUCCCGACUCUCCCCCCAAAACCAAAAAAACGCAGGCCCGGGGUGCGAUAAGAUACGCAACCCAAAAAGGUCGAACAAAGACUGACGAGAAAUCCCAGGCUGAAGACUGCGAUAAGUCACUGUCAGAAGCCCAAAAGGGUCGAACAAAAAGGCCGCGUUCCGAUGCUGCAUGCACCCAUGGAUAUACCAUACCAUAA